Molecule: messenger RNA, 1796 nt
Organism: Octopus sinensis (East Asian common octopus)
Lineage: Eukaryota; Metazoa; Mollusca; Cephalopoda; Octopoda; Octopodidae
Product: insulin-like growth factor-binding protein complex acid labile subunit
Exons: 21
Coding region: 38-1759 (573 amino acids)
Cellular component (GO): extracellular matrix; plasma membrane
Molecular function (GO): protein binding
Source: RefSeq, a predicted model, not a curated record
GCGGAGGAACUCUUGAGAAUCAACAGCCAUCCAAUAAAUGUAUAAAUCUACGCCUGGCAAUAUGUUUCACCACGUAGUAUCAUAUAGACGGUCUCUUGUGUUGAUACUGUGUACGAUAUUGUUUUUGGAGACUCAAGCUGAUUCAGAUAUAUGCAAGAUAUGUACUUGCAAUUCACUUACAACGAGAAUAAAUUGUGCACGUCGCAAUUUACUAUCAAUUCCACAACCAAUUCCGACGAAUGUUGAAUAUUUAUAUCUGCAAUGGAACAACAUUGAAACCAUCAAAGAAGGUGCAUUCACGGGGCUUUCAAAUUUAAAAGAAUUAGUUCUUGGUGCCAACAACAUUGAAACCAUCAAAGAAGGUGCAUUCACGGGGCUUUCAAAUUUAAAAGAAUUAAUUGUGCAAAUGAACAACAUUGCAACCAUCAAAGAAGGGACCUUCACGGGGCUUUCGAAUUUAAAGACAUUACGUCUUUCCUACAAUAAAAUUUCAACGAUUGAAAAAGAGAUGUUUGAAGGCCUUCACAACUUAGAGAAAUUAGAUCUGUCCAAGAACAAGAUUUCAACCAUCAAAGACGGUACAUUCAAGGGGCUUUCGAAUUUAAAAGAAUUAAAUCUUGGCAACAAUAAAAUUUCAAGGAUUGAAAAGGAGAUGUUUCAAGGCCUUCACAACUUAGAGGAAUUAGAUCUGUCCAAGAACAAGAUUUCAACCAUCAAAGACGGUACAUUCAAGGGGCUUUCGAAUUUAAAAGAAUUAUAUCUGAGAUGGAACAACAUUUCAACCAUCAAAGAAGGUGUAUUCACGGGGCUUUCGAAUUUAGAGACAUUACGUCUUUCCAACAAUAAAAUUUCAAGGAUUGAAAAAGAGAUGUUUCAAGGCCUUCACAACUUAGAGAAAUUAUAUCUUUCCAACAAUAAAAUUUCAAGGAUUGAAAAAGAGCUGUUUCAAGGCCUUCACAACUUAGAGAAAUUAUAUCUUGACAACGACAACAUUGCAACCAUCAAAGAAGGUGCAUUCACGGGGCUUUCGAAUUUAAAAGAAUUACGUCUUUCCUACAAUAAAAUUUCAAGGAUUGAAAAAGAGAUGUUUGAAGGCCUUCACAACUUAGAGAAAUUAUAUUUGAACAGCAACCCAAUAGAAAAAUAUGAAGAUGGCGCUUUCUUAUUCCUUCCCAGCAUAGUUAAAAUUUACCUCGAAUACAAUAAGCUUAUGAAGUGUGGAUGUCACUUGCCAGCCUUCGUUAAGUAUAUUAAAGAAGUCUAUAACAGAACUGUUGCUGUCUUUGGCACGUGUCUUGAAGGCUCAGGGAAACGAAUACCUAUACUGGAUUAUUCGCAAUGUCAAAAUUACUCGUUAUUUCAACGGAAUUUACAGUGUCAAACAUGUUCAGGAAUCAUAUGCAAUGAAGAAGUGACAAGCUGUCCAGGAACAGAGCCUGUAUGCCGAUUCGCAAUAUCAAUGAACGGUGCUAAACUGAAGACUGAAAGGUCCUGCAGCACAUACAGAAAAUGUGUUGAAGCUAUGAGAAACAAUACCCUUACAUGCAAUAAACGGACGAAUGGCACGUCUUGUACUGGUUGUUGCGUCGGACACUUAUGUAACAAGAAUGAUUUCAUUGGAUGGACCAAAUCCCUCGUAUUUCGUUUGAUUUUUAAAAAGUUCAACGAAUAUAAAAUCCCUGCUGAGAACAUAUCAAGAGCCAUUGAGCAUGACCUUUCAACCGUGACGGGAACAUUUAGAGUUGAAGACUGUGGGUAAGCAAAUGCUUCUAACACAUUUAUUCAAAUUUAUUUGC